Molecule: messenger RNA, 4741 nt
Organism: Oreochromis aureus
Lineage: Eukaryota; Metazoa; Chordata; Actinopteri; Cichliformes; Cichlidae
Gene: drosha
Product: drosha ribonuclease III
Exons: 33
Coding region: 138-4232 (1364 amino acids)
Biological process (GO): pre-miRNA processing; rRNA processing; regulation of gene expression
Cellular component (GO): nucleus
Molecular function (GO): ribonuclease III activity; double-stranded RNA binding
Source: RefSeq, a predicted model, not a curated record
CCGUAUUUGCAUAGCUUCCAAUAACAAAUAUUUUAAAUAUAAUAAUAACAAUAUAAUAUCAACAUUUAGGAUUUCUGGAUUUUUUUGACCAACAGGAAUGACACUCUUUUGUUGUUAGCCCUCCUCGAUUUGAAGCCAUGUCUUUCCAUCAGGAUCGUGGGGGUCCCCGGGGAGGAGUGCCUCCUGGCCAGCAUGGUACCAACCAGAACUACAGACCCACCAACAUAAGGCCGCCCCCUCCCCAGCCUCCAGUUCCUUCCUACCGUUACGAUUCGCAGACUGCCCCCUACAUGCCUCCACACCCUGACUUCAUGCAGUAUCCUCCUCCAGUUCAAUCCCAAACUUCCAAUUCUCUUAACCAGUGCCCAGUGCGCCCACCUUUCUCGAAGCCCCCCACCCGACAAGGCUUCCCUGAACCACCACCUAACUUUCCACCUCCUCCCUUGCCCGGCUCCGCAGGUGGUCCCUCUCCAAGGGCGCAGGUAUCUGCUCAAAAUGCCUACCACCCUUACAUGAUGCCUCCUGUGCCCCCACCGCCACUACCACACCCCCCAAUGCCUCCCCCCAUGGCCUCUCAAUCAAUGAACUACCACGCUCCGUACUCCAUGAACUACCCCCAUCCUCCUCACCCUCCAUUCCCUCCUCCUACCUUCAGCUCCAGCUACACCCAAAGCAACACCCAGUUUCAAGCAGACCACAGCAUCAGGCACGGGGGGCAGUACAAGUACGAGAAGCCCAUGGACAGCAGGAGGUCCCCAGAAAGAGGGUAUCGGCACGAUGAUCACAGGCAGAAGUGCUUUGGCUAUGGAGGCCACGGCGACAGGCACAAAAUGGAAUUUCCUGGAGAGAGGAAGGACCGCGGGAGAAGUCCAGACAGGCGCAGCAGGCAAGAGGGUGGGCGGUAUAGGUCUGAAUACGACAGAGGCCGGACUCCCCCCAGACACAGGAGCAGGGAUCGCAGCAGAGAGCGGUAUCGGCACAGAGACAGUCGGAGAUCCCAGUCACCCGACAGGCACAGAAAGAGGCCUCGAAGCCGGUCAACGAGCAGAGACAGGAAACGUGGUCGCUGGGAGGAGGAGAGGGACAGGAGGUCAGAGAGCUCCUCGGGGCUGAGCAGAGAGCGCAGCUUCUCCGCCAUAAGGAGCAGAGACUCUGAUGAAGCCUUCAGCGACAGAGACCGAGAGCGGGAGAGGGAGAGAGAGAGGGAACGGGACAGGGAGCGAGAAAAAGUGAAGGAGAAGGGCGAUGACGAGAAAGAAGAGGAAGACCUGCUGAAACCCGCCUGGAUUCGGUGCACCCACGCCGAGAACUACUAUUCCAAUGACCCCAUGGACCAAGUGGGAGACUCUACAGUGGUGGGAACGAGUAAACUGCGUGAUCUGUAUGAGCGCUUUGAGGAAGAGCUGGGAAACAGACAGGAGCGAGCCAAGGCUGCUCGACCCAAGUGGGAGCCGCCCAAGACCAAACUGGACGAGGACCCAGAUGACAGCAGCAGCGACUCAGACUGUGAGUCAGAAGGCGAAGGAAGCACCUGCUCCAGCAGCUCUGACUCAGAGGUUUUUGAUGUCAUCGCUGAGAUCAAAAGGAAGAAAGCUCACCCCGACCGGCUGCACGAGGAGCUGUGGUACAAUGACCCCGGGGAGAUGAAUGAUGGUCCCCUGUGUAAGUGCAGUGCCAAGGCCAGACGUACAGGGAUCCGCCACAGCAUCUACCCGGGGGAAGAGCCUGUGAAACGGUGCCGUCCAAUGAACAACAACGCUGGCAAACUGUUCCACUACAGGAUCACUGUGUCACCUCCCACCAACUUCCUGACCGACAGGCCGACAGUGAUUGAGUACGAUGACCACGAGUACCUGUUUGAAGGCUUCUCUCUCUUCUCCCACACUCCUCUCACUAACAUUCCAUUGUGCCGUGUGAUCCGCUUCAACAUAGAUUACACCAUUCACUUCAUAGAGGAGAUGGCACCGGAGAACUACUGCGUCCGAGGCCUGGAGCUGUUUGCCUCCUACCUGUUCCGGGAUAUUCUUGAGCUUUAUGACUGGAACCUGACAGAUCCCGAGUCUGACGGUGAGGUCUCUGGAUGCCCGCGUUUCCAUUUCAUGCCACGUUUUGUCAGAUUUCUGCCCGAUGGCGGGAAGGAGGUGCUGUCAAUGCAUCAGGUGCUGCUCUACCUACUACGCAGCAGCAAGCCCCUGGUCCCCGAGGAGGAGAUUGCAGAUAUGCUGCAGUGGGAGGAGCUGGCGUGGCAGAAGUACGCCGAGGAGUGCAAGGGCAUGAUCGUCACCAACCCGGGCAUGAAACCGAGCUCGGUGCGCAUCGACCAACUGGACAGGGAGCAGUUCAACCCAGACGUCAUCACUUUCCCCAUCAUCGUUCAUUUUGGGAUACGGCCCGCGCAGUUAAGCUACGCUGGAGACCCCCAGUAUCAGAAGCUGUGGAAGAGCUACGUGAAAUUACGCCACCUGCUGGCCAACAGCCCCAAGGUCAGGCAGAUCGACAAGCAGAAGAUGACACAGAGAGAGGAAGCUCUUCAGAAGAUCCGUCAGAAGAACACGAUGCGCCGAGAGGUGACAGUGGAGCUCAGCAGUCAGGGCUUCUGGAAGACUGGCAUCCGCUCCGACGUCUGUCAGCACGCCAUGAUGCUCCCCGUUCUCACCCAUCAUAUCCGCUACCACCAGUGUCUCAUGCAUCUGGAUAAGCUCAUCGCCUAUGUCUUCAAGGAGCGCUGCCUCCUUCAGCUGGCCUUAACUCACCCCAGCCAUCACCUCAACUUUGGCAUGAAUCCCGACCACGCCCGCAACUCGCUGUCCAACUGCGGCAUCCGCCAGCCCAAAUAUGGCGACAGGAAGGUCCACCACAUGUACAUGAGGAAAAAAGGAAUCAACACAUUGAUUAACAUCAUGUCUCGUCUGGGACAGGAUGACCCCUCCCCUUCCAGGCCUGCUGACAAGAAAAUUAACUUUAACUGUGAAAGCAAGGGAUUUAGCAGGAUCAAUCACAACGAGAGACUGGAGUUCCUCGGUGAUGCUGUUGUCGAGUUCCUCACCAGUGUUCACCUGUACUACCUUUUUCCCAGUUUAGAGGAGGGUGGCCUGGCCACCUACAGAACGGCCAUCGUACAGAACCAGCAUUUGGCCAUGCUAGCCAAGAAACUGGAGCUGGAUCGCUUCAUGCUCUACGCUCACGGACCGGAUCUGUGCCGGGAGUCGGACUUGCGGCACGCCAUGGCCAACUGCUUUGAGGCUCUGAUGGGGGCUGUGUAUUUGGAAGGAGGCUUGGAAGAGGCACGGCAGCUCUUUGGGAGACUGCUUUUCAACUCUGAGGAUCUGCGGGAGGUCUGGCUCAACUACCCACCACACCCCCUGCAGGUACAGGAGCCACAGACAGACAGGCAGCUGAUUGAGACGUCGCCGGUCCUCCAAAAACUGACCCAAUUCGAGGAGUCCAUCGGAGUUUUGUUCACACAUGUGCGCCUGCUGGCCAGAGCCUUCACCUUAAGGACCGUGGGCUUUAACCACCUCACCCUGGGCCACAACCAGAGGAUGGAGUUCCUGGGAGACUCUAUCAUGCAGCUGGUAGCCACAGAAUAUCUCUUCAUCCACUUUCCUGACCACCAUGAAGGACAUUUAACACUCCUCCGCAGCUCCCUGGUAAACAACCGCACGCAGGCCAAAGUGGCCGAGGAGCUGGGAAUGCAGGAGUUCGCCAUCACCAACGACAAAACCAAACGUCCAGUCGCGCUGCGGACCAAGACUCUGGCCGACUUGUUGGAGUCUUUCAUCGCAGCUCUCUACAUUGAUAAAGACCUGGAGUACGUGCACACCUUCAUGAACGUCUGCUUUUUCCCUCGACUGAAGGAGUUCAUUCUGAACCAGGACUGGAACGACCCCAAGUCUCAGCUGCAGCAGUGUUGUUUGACCCUGAGAACGGAGGGCAAGGAGCCUGAUAUCCCACUCUACAAGACCUUGCAGACGGUGGGACCGUCGCACGCGCGCAUUUACACCGUCGCCGUGUAUUUCAAAGGAGAGCGAAUCGGCUGUGGCAAAGGCCCAAGCAUCCAACAGGCAGAAAUGGGAGCUGCGAUGGAUGCGCUCGAAAAAUAUAACUUCCCACAGAUGGCUCAUCAGAAGCGCUUCAUCGAGCGGAAAUACAGGCAGGAGCUGAAGGAGAUGAGACGAGAGCGGGAGCGGCAGGAGAAGGAAACCGAAGACUCGGAAGAGUACAGGAAGUGACAGCACCUUCUUUGGGACAGCCAAUCAGGACCCGGGUCCACAUUAGGGAGUCUUCUCUGCAGAUGUUGCAGCUGUUCAGGCAAGAGUUAGCAAAACGGAGGUGCCACUAGUUGAUCGUGAAGAUGUAGUAAGGAAGAUAGAUGGGUUUUAGGUUGGGAUCAACUGGGCUGAAGUGACUGUUAGCACAAAUAUUUGGAGGGAAACUAGCUUUGUGGCCGGGAUUUUCAAAGUAAAAGUUGGACAAAGGGCAAAGAGAAUUAGAAAUGACGCCUCGUGCGUUCAUGUUUUAUGCUGUUUAUCACUCCGGCUCUGUCAAAGGUGGCUUUAUGUUGUCUUAUGUCUUAUAUGUUAAAUAUAAAGUGGAACCUUUUUAAAAACAAAGCCACAGCAGGACCUCGCCGUAUUACUGGCACAUGGCAAAAAAAUUCAUUUUUUAAAUGGAGUAAGAACUGUUAAAUAAACCAUCAGAGGAUCUAUUGUAAAUAAAGUUUCUGAUUCUGGUCCAAAAA